GCCACCGUCCAGGAAGAUAAACCAAGCAGUAGUCAUUCACCAACCCAAAAAAACCCUAACCCACAAAAUUCUUAUUCAAUGGAACCGGACGACGAGAUCUACGCCAACGGCGAAGCCGACAGCUCAAACAGCCGAAACAGACCAAUCAUAAGCAGCGAACAACUUGACAUCGAAGCAUAUGCUGGACUUUACACAGGAAGAACGAAAAUCACGCGGUUACUGUUUAUCGCGGACCAGUGUGGUCAGAAUAACAAUACGGCGAUGCAGAUGGAAGCGCUUCGAAUGGCUUACGAAGAGAUCAAGAAAGGAGAGAACACGCAAUUGUUUAGAGAUGUAGUGCAUAAGAUUGAUGGGAGGUUGGGGGAUAAUUAUGGGAUGGAUAGUGCUUGGUGUGAGAUGGUGGAUAGAAGAGCCGAUCAGAGGAAAGAGAAGCUUGAGAAUGAACUUAAUGCUUACAGGACAAAUUUGAUAAAAGAAAGCAUACGAAUGGGAUAUAAUGAUUUUGGAGAUUACUAUUACGCUCAUGGUUCCCUUGCCGAUGCCUUUAAAAGUUAUGUUCGUACUCGUGAUUAUUGCACUACAUCAAAGCACGUUAUUCAUAUGUGUAUGAGUGCAAUUCUUGUAAGCAUUGAGAUGGGUCAAUUUACUCAUGUCACGAGCUAUAUCAACAAAGCAGAACAAACAGCGGAUGCCCUUGACCCUAAUACAGUCUCAAAACUACGUUGUGCUGCGGGGUUGGCUAAUUUGGAUGCUAAAAAAUACAAACUCGCUGCUCGAAAGUUCCUGGAAGUGGGUCCUGAAUUGGGAAAUUCAUACAAUGAAGUUAUUGCUCCUCAAGAUGUUGCAACAUAUGGAGGACUUUGUGCACUUGCAAGUUUUGACCGGAUGGAGCUGAAGAACAAAGUCAUAGACAGUAUCAACUUUCGUAAUUUCUUGGAGUUGGUACCUGAAGUGAGAGAGCUUAUUCAUGAUUUCUACUCAAGCCAUUAUGCUUCAUGUCUGGAUUACCUGGGAAAUCUUAAAGCAAACCUGAUGCUUGACAUCCAUUUGCAUGACCAUGUCCAGACACUGUAUGAUCAAAUCCGCAACAAAGCUCUCAUUCAGUAUACACACCCAUUUGUGUCUGUUGAUCUGCACAUGAUGGCUAAUGCUUUCAAAACAACUGUUGCGAGCGUAGAGAAAGAACUUGAAGCUUUGAUUACUGACAAUCAAAUACAGGCACGAAUUGACUCACACAACAAAAUUCUAUAUGCACGGCAUGCAGAUCAAAGGAAUGCCACUUUCCAGCGGGUACUGCAGACAGGCAGUGAGUUUGAUAGGGAUGUUCGGGCUAUGUUGCUGAGGGCAAAUCUUAUCAAACUUGACUACAAGGCAUCUAGGAAACCUUAAAUGAAUUUCCAGUCAACUAGGACAUUGAGAGACGUGGCCAACAUUGUCUCUAUUUGUUUCUGGGAAGUCCCCAACUUGGGUCUCCUACUGCGGUGAAUUGGGGUUUUAAAUCUUCAAACAAAAUUGGUUUCCAUGGAGGAGCAUUUUGGAAGAGUGCAAGAUUCUAAUUCACCUUGCCAAUUUCUGGCUGAUGUUUUUUGUAUAUACUUGGAUUUAUUCAAGAAGUCGCGGUUACUAAUUUUUUGUCGCACUCCUUUUUUAGCCUUUUGGCCGUUGUUUCUUGUUUUACACUAUCACACGACUACGUAUGGAAAUAUGAAUUGAAUGUGGGGAAUCAAA
This is a messenger RNA of Populus nigra (black poplar), 1728 nucleotides long. Its product is annotated as COP9 signalosome complex subunit 1-like. The transcript has 6 exons. The coding region runs from base 79 to 1389 and encodes 436 amino acids. Lineage: Eukaryota; Viridiplantae; Streptophyta; Magnoliopsida; Malpighiales; Salicaceae. Gene Ontology annotation, cellular component: COP9 signalosome. The record is from RefSeq and is a predicted model, not a curated record.